CGGGCUCCUCAUCGUCUCGCAGAUCGUGGUGGCCGCGCCCGGCGUAUUCCUCCGUUGCCUCCCAUGGCGGGUCAGGGGCCCCCGGGAAAGGGUUCGGCGGAGCCGGCCGGGGCUGCCCGUGCCGGAGUGGUGCCGCAGGUUGGUGCCGGUGGAGCUCACCGUGGAGUGCCGGCGGCGGCCCGGGGUGCUGUACCGGCUGGGGCUAAUGCGCCCAUCGGCCGCGGUGGUGGUGUUCCCGUCCGUCCGCCUGCUUCGGUUCCUGUUGUCGCGGGCAGGGGAGGGAGCAGCCGUCCGCCAAGUCCGGCGAGUCUGGCCGCCGCGAGUCGGGGCGGUGGCGAUGGUGCCCGUCCGCCGCUUCAGCGCCCGGUGGUGCAGCCUGGUUCGUUACCGCAUGCAGGGCGCGGUGGCGUGAGGCCCUCCCAGCCAGUCACUGCAGUUGCGGGGAGAGGUGCCCCUCCCCCAAGACCUCCGGUGCCGGCUUCCGUGGGGCGGGGGGUCGUGCCGGUUGCACCUCAUGCCGCACCACCGCCACACUAUGUCGCGAGACCGGCGCAAAGGCGUUCGGGCACAUUGCAGCCAAGGCCUGACGUGGGGAACGGUGGAUCAAAUGGGCCGCCCAGAGGACAGUGGGGGGAUGAUGGUGUUGAUGCUUACGGGAAAGGCCAGCACCGUGGAUCGUCGUCUACGGGUGGAGGACGCGGAUACGCUUGGCAGAGUGAUGGUUCUGCCGAAAGACCAUUCCUGGGUCCGGCAGGCGGUUUUGUCGAAGGGGUUACUGGACCGAACAAUCGACAGAGAGGUGGAUUCCGUGGCCAUCGUGGUGGCCGUGGUGGUGGACGUGGUCGGGCUCGCAAGCCGCCCCCGCCACCGGUGGUGGAUGACCAUCAGGCUUCGGAUAUGGCUGUUGAUCCAGUUCGGUCGACUGAGUUGCCUAGCCAGGCUCUGGAUGUUGUGACGGCUCUAGCCAACAUGGAGGUUCCAGCUUCUGGAGUUGUUGCGGAGGUAGGGGACAGGGCUGAGUCUGAAAGGGCGGCCAAAUGGGCGCGCAAGAAAGAAAAGAUGCUAUGCUAUCGCUGUGGUGAGAAGGGCCACUUUAUUGCUGAGUGCAUGGCGGAUCUAUGUAACACAUGUGGUAAGACUGCUCAUAUUACGGGGGAUUGCCCGGUUUUGCGUGACCAGGCUCCUGCUCUCACGAUGUAUGGAGUGUACUGUGCUGAGCUCACGUUCUUUGAGUCUCCGGUGGCGAGGGAGACUCGAGUUGAGAUUCAAAGUUUGACAACUGGACUUGUGAAAGCUACCUGCGAAGCGAUUUCUGAGUCUCAAAUUGUGCAGCGACUCCAGGAACUGGCUCCAGGUGAUUUUCAGUGGGAGCUCGUCCAGAUUGAGGACAAUGUGUUUAGGGUUGAUUUCCCUUCGGUGGAAGAUUUGCAGAAGCUGCUGAGUUUUGGGUUGUGUAAGGUGCCGGGUACUAAGUGUAUCCUAGAGUUUCACGAGUGGAAAAAGGUGGAACCUAAGGGCAAACCGCUCACUCAGGUAUGGCUACGGUUUUCAGGGGUACCAUCUGAGGCUCUGACAGAUGCUCGUGUGGUGGCGAGCUUGGGUAUGAUGGUUGGUAAGACCGAGGAUGUGGACAUGGCUUUUACCCGCUCACAUGGGGUGGCACGGCUCUUGGUGGGGGUUUUGGACAUCGAUUUUGUCCCAGAUAGGGUCAACUGGUUUUAUGGGGGAGAGGUGUUCCCUCUUGAGAUCGAGUUUGAGGAUUCCGAGCUGUUUGCCGAGGUGGCUUCAGAUGAUGCUAUGGAUAUGCACGAGGGGGAUGAUGAUGCCGGUGCUCGUGGGAACCCGCAUGAUGAGGCGGGUCGUGACAAGACCAAGGGGUCGAGUCAGGAUGCUCAGUUGCCAGGUAAUGGUCCUGGAGUGGAGUCUCCAUCGGAUCCGGCGGUACCCAUGACUACGUUGCGGUUUGGAUCCUUCGAGCCAGCAUCUGCUCCUCCCAGGCUCUGGAGCGACAGGGUGGAGUCUGAUGAUUGUUUUGAGUGUAUGCUUCCGCCGUUGGAGCUUGACGUUGUGGCUAGUCCUACGGAGGAUGGGUUGUUCGGGACGCCCGUGGGAGGGGUUCGGGAGGUGGAGCCUCAGGUGGGGCCGACCUCUCCUACCAUCUCAGUGGUCUCGGGCCGGCAGGCGUCGACUGACUUGGUGGUUCGAUUUGGGGAGGAGAGUCGGGGGCAGGCGGCCCCGGUCUCUCCUUCUCUCAGCCUGGCGCCGGUGACACCGGCGACGCCGGUAAUGGUCGAUUGUGGGGAGGGUUGCAUGGGUCAGGCGGACCCAGCCUCCUCUCCUGUGGGGAUGCCGAUUCAGGCGGGGUCGGCCAGCGCUGGGGGAGGGAGCCCGAGGCAGGCGGCCUCGGCUCUUGCCUCCCCGGUUGGGGCGGUGCCACCCGAGCCUGCUGCUGCGCUAGGGGGGGCCGAGGCAGGUGGCCCUGGCUCUCCCCUCUUCACCGGCGGUCAGGAGGACCGCCACUCCUUCGCCGACGGCUUUUCCCUCUGCGUCGGCAGGGGGGUGGGAGGAGGGCAUGGGCAGGUGGCCUGCGCCUUCUCCUCUCCGUCUAUCCCCGUGGACGUGGAUCCCCCGGCGGGGUUUGGGAGCCCGCAGCCACCUCCUCCGGUCUCCUCGGUUGAUCCUUUGAGGGACUCAGCGCGAGGCUUUACCAGGGAGGAGGUUGUUGCUUUUGGCGGGAUCCCAGACCCUGCCUCGACGGGGAGACGGUUCAGUGAGAGAGUCCACGAGCUUCCGGAGGUGGAUGAUAUGCAGCAGCGGUGCGCUAUGAGGGCCGCCAAGCUUCAGGACGCUGCUAUCUCUGCUGGUUAUUUUCCGAGCCACGGCCAUGAUCCGUUCAUGGUCACUACUCACUCCGAUGGUGGCCAGGGAGCAUUUGGUUACUGGAUCUAUCCGCUGGGAGAUGGUAGCUCGGGAUAUCUUCAACCGGUUUGGAUGGCGGUCAUGUAAUAGGAUAGGCAAUUAGUUUACCUAUCUAUAUUUAGCCAGCCGGAUGUGGCAUCUUUUCUUGGCUAGUCUGUGUGUCCAGCCUCUUUUGCUCUGUGUGAGCUGUCUUUUUAUUACUUUUCUGUCGGAGACUUUCGAACCUUGUUGGAACCUUUUCUUUCGUUAAUAAGAUGGCCGUAUGCAUCACUCUGAUGCAGAGGCCGGGGA
Triticum aestivum (bread wheat) is the source of this 3210-nucleotide messenger RNA. RefSeq lists its product as uncharacterized. The record is from RefSeq and is a predicted model, not a curated record. Gene Ontology annotation, molecular function: zinc ion binding; nucleic acid binding. Bases 64 to 3006 code for a protein of 980 amino acids. The transcript has 2 exons. Lineage: Eukaryota; Viridiplantae; Streptophyta; Magnoliopsida; Poales; Poaceae.